Lobosporangium transversale is the source of this 616-nucleotide messenger RNA. RefSeq lists its product as hypothetical. Lineage: Eukaryota; Fungi; Mortierellomycota; Mortierellomycetes; Mortierellales; Mortierellaceae. The record is from RefSeq and is a predicted model, not a curated record. The coding region runs from base 358 to 582 and encodes 74 amino acids. The transcript has a single exon.
GCAUGAUAUCUGAACAGGCACACUUGGCGACUGAUUGAGGUGGGUUGUACAUGCCAUUGAUUUCAAUAUCCUUGGGUUCAAAUGUUCCGCCACAGGGCUUGAUGGCCAAGGCGAACGUCUGACAAUCUGGACAGAAUCCUGGUUGAAGAGGUGCAGCCGAAGCCUGAGGAACAAGGCUUGAAAUCAAAAGCAAGCUGAAGAGGAUGAGGAAAAGAGGGAGUGCGGCUGUUGUGCGGAAAGAACGUUUAUGAUUGCGAGAAAAGACUGAGGAACGUGACUUUGACCGUGAUGACAAACGUUUGAGGCUGCUGUUGCUGCUGCUAUUAGCAACAGCCUUAUGGGACAGACUCCUGUGAGAUGAAGACAAGAGCAUGGUUUCUGAAAGAAAGGAUUUUUUUUUUUUUGUACUAUUGUUUUUGUCGAUAUUUGGUGUCACGGUUGCAUUGUAUGGUUGUACAGGUCCGUGGAUCGAAUUGGAUAAAUUUGGGAAGCAGUUGUUGGUAUGAACGUGUUACAAACCGUGGAGGAGAUUUCAGGUUGUUGAAGAAGAGGUCGGAGAGAGGAUUCCAUAGAAGAAUAUGAGAAAGAGAGAAGAAGGGGAGAAAAAGAGAAAGAG